Pseudo-nitzschia multistriata is the source of this 2665-nucleotide messenger RNA. The record is from the annotation of a GenBank genome assembly. NCBI's taxonomy places the organism in Eukaryota, Bacillariophyta, Bacillariophyceae, Bacillariales, Bacillariaceae.
CGCAAUGCAUCGCAUCGCAUCCCAUUACAUCACACCCGUGUCAUAUCUUUUGCCACCGGCGUUCUUUCUUCGGCCUCGUGUACCAGCAAUCGUCGUCGCUGUCGCCGUCGCUGCUGCUGCUGCUGCUGCUGCUGUCGCUGUCCCCGCGCGGGCUCCCGCGGGGGGGAGAGGAAUCCUUCAAACGGCGGGCUGGCAGGGUCUUCCAAUCGCACAAGCUAGACCAAGCGGGAAGGACGGCCAUGUCGAGGAGUUCCGCGGCGUGCGCCUGGCUCCGCUCCGCGCUUUCCUUCACCGCGAGGCAGCCCCUGGCGCCGUAGAAGAUGACCUUCAAUCCGCGGUGGCAAUCCUUUUUGUAGUAAUCGUGGUGCUGGUGCUGGUCGUCGUGGUUUUUCUCGCUCAUGUUUGUGCUUCUUGUGCUUCGUUUUGUUUGUUGUGUAUCGAAGAUGUUGGUGUUGCUGCUGUUUCGUUCGUUGAUCCGUAUUGGGCGUUUUGUGUUGUGUCGGUUGUCCCUUCAAAUAUUAUGAGCACACCGCAGUACUACCGUACUACUAGUGGAAAAUUCGCGUUCCUGUGCAGAAUUCUACCAUCCGUGAAUUUUGAACGAGUUGGUCGUGCGCAAAGGUAUUUUGCAUUUUUCAUAUUCUUCAACUUACGGUAGUACAGCCACGAACAAAAAUGUCGACGGGCAAUACUAUACAGUAUCUUGUGCGUUAGAAGUACCCUAGUUCAUAGUAGGCAGGUGCUAGAAACCAAUCUUGGUCGUACCGCACCGGUUGCGAACCGUCGCGUCACGCCUGCCGGAGGCGGCGGGAAUAAAUCAACGAAUCAUACUUAAAUAUCUUAUGAACAUACUUUAUCUACCGUAUCUAUCGUGGUACCAACAUUUUUUUCUGGCGCGGGCGAUUUCCUUCCCGAGAAAGUGUUUUUGGUUUUUGUAUCAGUUUUGAUGGCCGGCGAAGUUGGAAAAAGAUCUGCAACGCGAACAAACGACUCCGUUGCUAUUGCGAGUACGAGUACGAGUACGAGUAUGAAUACAUAGCAUACUCUUCCACCGCCUCCGUCCAAGUCCGACUGCACUAUGUUCCGAAACAAACCCAAAGAUAGCAAGCGCUGCCGGCCAAACAAAAACAAAAACGAACCACGGAGAUGCUAGGAAUCCAACAUAAAAACUACAACGAAUGCAUUCAAAACACAACGCAAACGCAAACUCGGAAACAGACACAGACAAAGAAACGGGAAUGGUGAGCAUCAAGGAAUACUCGAGGGCGGCGCUCAGGGCGGCACACGGGGUGUCGCUGCUGACCCCGAUGCUCUCCGGCCUGUCUUCCGGAACCGAGAUGGCGUCCUACGGAAAGGCGCAGUGGGACUUUCUCCUCCGGGGGGGCGACGUCACCGCCUAUCUGGCCACGGGCACGACGGCGACGCACGUAACGACACACGCAACGACGCCGCUGGGGACCAACCAAGGGGACCAGCCACCGCUCCUGGGGUGCCUCCUGCGGGUCCACCUCGGCGAGGAAGGGAACACCGCAGAGGCCCUUGGCGGCGGGAGCUCCUCCCCCGCCGAGGCCUUUGGGAUGAUGCUCGUGGCUCCCGAGGCCAGGGGCAGGGGCGUCGCCCGGGCCCUGCUGGAGAGGGCCCUCGGGGAGGGAGACGCCGGUGCCCGCAGGCUCCUGGCGGUGUGCACCCCCAAGGGCCAGCCCCUGUACCGCAGGCUAGGGUUUUCGAAUGCGGGGGGCUGGGUCACGGCCCUGCGCCUGGACGCCGCGGGAGAAGCGGCCGUUCCCCCCGGGGACGACCGCAGCGGCAACGGCAACGGUGGCGGUUCGUUUCGCGUCCGGACCCUUGGUUCCCUGGACAACGAUCGGGGAACCGAUGCCCCGGCGAUCGAUCCGGGGGUCCGGAGCCUCCUGAUCGACAUGGACGCCAGGGCCACGGGCUUUGACCGUUCCCGGCGCCUGUCCUUUGUGAUGGGAGGCGGCGGUCCGAGCGAAGGCAAGGACCGCGGCUCCGGCGCUAGUGCCAUGGUAGCAAUGGCCACCCCGUUGGGUGCUUUCGCCGCGGACGCGGACACGGACACGGACACGAAUGGAGGAAGAGAACAACCCCCGGCCGCCGCCGCCAUUGUCCGCAGGGAAAAAGCCGGCGGGCCCUGUGUCAUCGGCCCCCUGUGGGGGGAUCGGGAGGCAGCGGUCCCCGUCGUCCGCGCGCUGGUGCAAUCGGUCCGGGAGGGCGCUCGCAGGACCGGAGGCAGCUCCGUGGUCUCCGUCCUGGUGAAGGACCACCAAGGCCUGGUGGACCGCCUGGUGGAAGACGUGGGCUUUGUGGAGGCGGCUCGGUUCCCGGCCAUGUCCCUGGACGGGAAGCCCGUCUACGAGGGGGGGGACGGGACCUACCUCGCGCUGAUGCACCCCACGCUGGGCUGAGUCGUUCCGGCCAGACCAGACCAAAGCAAACCAAACCAUCGCAUCCGGGGCAACGCAAGGCAACGCAACGGGCACGGUGACUGCCAGAACAAUACCAGGCAUUGCUCGAAAGCGAACGAACCAUGAACGAAAGCAAUGCGAUUGUGGUACGGCACUAUAUCCUACAUCUUAAAAUGGACGUGCGCUUUUGCUUAUUUCGUAACAGGUAUUAGUGUAGUUAAUUCUCAAUUAUAACCCAA